CCAAGUGAAAUUUGAGGUAGCAAUACAUAGCGGUUUUCCAUAAUAAAUUAAUCGAAAAUGUAAUAUUAAACUAAAAAAAUAAUGAAAUUGCUUUUUUAAAAAAAUAUUAACAUUCAAUAUGUCCUUCGAGUGCAUUAAAAUUAAACAAGAGCCGAACACCGAGUCGCCAUCCUCGUCAAAUAAUAUUGUAAAUAAUUAUGAAAAUUCAGAACCAUGUAACAAAAAUAUUAAUAACGAACAAGAAAUAGUUCAAGAUUUAUCUAAGACCGAGUUUGUAAAUAUCAAGAUUGAACCGGAACUGGACAUAACUGAAACCCGAGUUACCUCAUUACCGAGAAAGGAUGUCGACACGAGUGAGUGGCACAGUGUACCAAUUAAAUAUGAGCCCCCCAGCGUCAACGUGGAGGUCGCCAUCAAGCAGGAGCCGGAAGAGCCGGAACCUCCAGAGGAAGACAGUUGUAACUACAUUAUACCGGAUAUGUGUCCACCGAAAACGUCCAACAUAUUCAUAAGUGAUGUGUCGGAGGAAGUGCUCAGUCUGAACUCCACAAUCGACGGCAAAUACAUGUGCCCAAUAUGCCAUAAACGUUUCGCAAAUAAGGGUAACGUGCAAAGGCACAUGCUUCUGCAUACGCGCGAGAAACUAGAAUGCAAUGUAUGUUUCCGUCAGUUUGUGAAACAGGGCCACUAUCAGAAGCACCUGCUAACCCAUUCAACGGAGAAGCGGUACAAGUGCGAGGAGUGCGGGAAAAUGUUCAGGACGUCGUCGAAUUUGGAACAGCACAAACGGAUCCACUUGGCCGUUAAGCCUUACGAAUGCGAGACCUGCUUGAGGCAGUUUGCAGUUAAAGCGAAUCUCGUGAAACAUUUGAAGAGCACUAGCCGGUGCAAGAUGCCGAACCACGAACCGAUCGUCUGCAAAGUCUGCAAUAAAGUUUUCCAAAAGGAGUUUUUGUUGAAGAGCCAUCUUCGCAGACACACGACGGAGCGGCCGUUCGUCUGCGACCGAUGCCAAAUGAGCUUCAAAUAUAAAUCGACGCUCAUCCGACACGUUCAGCUACACAAUGGCGUUAAACCGUAUUCCUGUAAGAUAUGCAGGAAGAAAUUCACACACGCCGGCCUGAUAAAGCCCCACAUGAGGAAACACACCGGAGAGAAGCCCUACACUUGUCCGGUUUGUAACAAAAACUUCGCACACAAACACAACAUGCAAAGACACACACUCAGACACACGAAAGUCAAACACUUGGUCUGCGACGUCUGCAACAAGACGUUCCCAAAGGAGAGUAGGCUCAAGUACCACAUGCGCACACACACCAAAGCGAAGCCCUUCGUGUGCGACGUUUGCGGGAAGAAGUUUUCACAUCGACAGAAUAUAAUAAGACACUACAGUCGCAAACAUCCGAACGACACGUACGACUGCACAGACACAGACGCCAGUGUCGCGAAGGACGUUUGGGAGAAAGUUAUUAAGUCUAAGAGUAUGGAAGUGAAGUUGGAGAUCACGGCAGUGAAGGAAGACUUGACGGAGGUCGGCGAUAGCGUGUUGGGCGUAGAGAAGUAGCUUGGGGCUGUUGUGUUUAGCGUCUUUCAGUGAUUACCACUUGGUAAUAACGUUAGAAUUGCUUUAAAGUGUCCAUAUGUCCAGUGAUGAUCAUCGUCUACUACCGUUCGCAACACAAGUGGAAGUUGUUGCAAAUUUUUAUUGACGUUACUGAUCGUAUCGUGUUCAUGUAAUUCAAUCUCUCUAGUUAUCGUUUGAACUUUUAUCAAAUCUGGCAAACUUUGAAUUUAGUUUUUCAAGUAGAGAUGAAUAGUGGGUACAUUCAUUUUAACUUAUAAAAUAUUUGUCGGCGUAGCUCUGAUAAAUUUAUUUUCAUGCUCAUAAGUAAUGGAAUAAUCUUUAGGAAAAAUGCACGUGCGAAGAAUUUCAAUAAAAUAUCAACGGCUUGAGAUCUUUGUCCAACAGUGGGAUAUUACUCCAUCACACACAAAUCAUGUCAUAGUUUAUGUCGUGAUAAAAAAAUACCCUUUUGAUGAUGAGUAGACCCAAUCACCUCGUUCUACCAUCUAACAGCAAUACUAAAAUGUGAGUUAGCCAGUAAAAUUUACCAUGGGUUCGUAUCAUUCUUGUAGGAUGUCCUGAAUAACACUGCCAGUAUCUGGCAGAGGUUAUGUACCGGCAGCGGAAUGGCAUCUUUCUUUUAUUGACAAAAGUAUAAUAAAUGGCAUGAGUCUUGACAUGCGCAGUAUAUUUUUAUGUCUCUAUGAAGGAGCCGCUGGCGCCUUUGAUUGGCUGAAAUUAUACAUGCGUGAACUUACCCCCAAUGCCGACGACUCACGCCGGCUAUCAAAUUGUCUGUUAUAAAGAAUUAUAUAUUUUCACUGAUAUUUAUUUAUAUUAUUAUCUUAAGUGCACAUCACAUUACACGUUUUAGUGUUAAGUAAGCAACAUCACACGCGACGCAUGUGUAACCAGUAAGCAAAGAAGUUACAGGGGUGGGGGGGUUACAUUCUUAUGGGAGGAGUAAAGAUAAACAAACCUUAAAUUGACAUAUUACAUGCGAUUCGCUAAUAGCUGCUGUAUUAUGCACUACAAACAGUUCUUGAUUAAUAUAUAUUUAUUUAUAAUACAACACUAUUACACUUAACUACUUAUGUGUAUACAAUUUGCUAACUUCGCUGACAUUCAAAAUAUUUUCACGAAUCCAUAAUGAAUAUCAUAGAUUAUAUAGAUCUCGACCAAUGAUAUCGCGUCAAAUCAAGGUCAAACUUGUUUAUUUAUCUUUACACCUGUCAUUGGGAUCGGCUGUAGACAUUAGUAAAUUACUCGGCGAACACGAUUGGCGCUAAAAAUGGCUGGAAAGUUCGCUUCCUUUUGUCACAUGAGUUUUUUAGUUCAAGUUAGUAUUCAAAUAACGACUCGCUUAACUUGCGGAUAUUUAAAUCGUCUACAUAAGUCGAAGGCUAUCAUUAGUUUGGUUCAUAAAUCAAAGGGCUAUGAAUGAGGGAAAUAGAAUACAAUUAGAUAUUUACACUAUUAGUAAGAAAACGAAUCGUUGUUUUAAAAAAAAACUGAGCUUUGUACAGUCCAAUCUAUUGAUUUAAGACAUCUCGAAUGCUUUUAUAGAUAUUGGCUGCUUUCACACGAAGCCGCAGUUAAUAAGGAAUUAAAGAUCUCUCGUAUAUAUAAAUAUAAUUUAUUAGAAUUAAACGAUUGUAACUUUUUAAAUUUUUAGUAUAAGAACAGGAGAUAUCAAAUUAACUUUAUCUACUGAUGUAGAUGUAUUCACUCUAGAAGGCACGAAGCUAUCGACGUGUAUCUGUUGAGCGACGCUCGUACUAACAAGAUGUCUCAGUGUGCGUAACUAAGACGGCAAAAAAAAAAAAAAUUAUAUUUGUUAAUGCACGCCGAUAAUUUACAGUGUAGGGGCGCACUUUGAGUAAAUAGAUCUAUAUCGGUUCAGCUACCACUAAAAGUGUAAAUUCAUUUGAAAACAUCCACGUUAAAAAAAAUAACGGAUUGUCAAAACAAAUUCGUAUUGAAAACUUAUCAUCUGUCUUAAAUUAUUUAUGUGUCUAGAAUGACACACUACAAAAGAAGUAAAACGAAUAGGCCAACUUUAUUACCUGAGUGUGCGUGACAGCGCUUCGCAAACGCCAAAUGUCAUCCUACUUUAAAUUUAAUAGUUUGCGUGUAAUUGGUAGAAAACUGCAUGUUUCGACAUGUUAAUAAUCUGAGACAUUUGUUUAUAUAAUUUUAUAUAAAACUUAUAGCCAUUAAAAAUGCAGAAUCAGUUUGUCCAACAGUUGGUCUGCCUCUAAGCACUUUAUUAAAGAAAUACCUAGUCUAAUAUCGGUAUAAUAUAUGUCUAAAAACUUGUAUUAUGUUAAAUGAAUUUGCCCUAACAGAAAUGUCAAAAGAUCACAUAAAAUGUCAAAAAGUGACAUUUGACGUAAGUCGUGUUUUUUUUUUUUAUUAGUCUGAAAUAGGUCUUGAUUUUAUUUGAGCUUCCACUAGUUCGUGAUCUCUAAAAUGUCGAUUUUCUUCGUGUUGAUAUUUAUUUUUUAAUAAUGCUAAUUUACUAAGAAAUAAUAAAUUUUAUUAGAAAUUAAAUGCUUUUAUAUGUUUUUUUAAUUAUAA
Messenger RNA from Vanessa atalanta (red admiral), 4144 nucleotides. Its product is annotated as zinc finger protein OZF-like. Gene Ontology annotation, biological process: regulation of transcription by RNA polymerase II. Gene Ontology annotation, cellular component: nucleus. The transcript is spliced from 4 exons. Lineage: Eukaryota; Metazoa; Arthropoda; Insecta; Lepidoptera; Nymphalidae. The coding region runs from base 119 to 1564 and encodes 481 amino acids. The record is from RefSeq and is a predicted model, not a curated record. Gene Ontology annotation, molecular function: RNA polymerase II cis-regulatory region sequence-specific DNA binding; DNA-binding transcription activator activity, RNA polymerase II-specific.